Messenger RNA from Cheilinus undulatus (humphead wrasse), 867 nucleotides. Its product is annotated as cornifelin-like. Lineage: Eukaryota; Metazoa; Chordata; Actinopteri; Labriformes; Labridae. Bases 141 to 671 code for a protein of 176 amino acids. The record is from RefSeq and is a predicted model, not a curated record. The transcript is spliced from 4 exons.
GUCUUGCUGUCUUUCCAAAACAGGCUGUCCUGGAGUAUGUUACAGGUGCAGCAACAAUCAUAAAACAGGGGAAAGACUCAGGACGAAAUCCUGUCUGGAAUUAAGGUUCAUUAUCUGUGGCUUCAUUUGCCCAGUAAGAGAUGUCAACACAACCCCUGGUGGAAUGGGAAACCGGUCUCUUGGACUGCUUCGAGGAAGCCAGUACCUGCUGCUAUGGUUUCUGGUGCUCCCCCUGCCUUGCCUGCACCGUGUCUGGAAGAUUUGGAGAGAACACUUGUCUCCCUCUAUGUGACUUUUGCGGCCCUGCUGUGACAGCCUACUGUGGGAUUCCUCUGGGUGUACCUCCUGCAGUUCUGUCCAUGAGGGCUGCCAUGAGAAACAGAUAUGGUAUCAAGGGUUCUCUCUGUAAGGACAUCGCAGUUUCCUGUUUCUGUGGGUGGUGCUCCUGGUGUCAGAUGCAUCGAGAGUUGAAACAUCGGAAGAAAACCCCCACUGUCAUCAAUGUGCAUAAUCAAACCGUUUUUGCUAUGCAGCCUGCCCCUGUCAUGAUGAUGCCCCAAGGGUUUGUGACGCAGCAAAAUGUUGUGGCCCCGCAAGGUGUUGUGGCCCCGCAAGGUGUUGUGACCCCGCAAGGUGUUGUGAACCAACCUGGGAUGAUUAUGACUUCCUAAUGAGCUUUUAGGCUUCUCAUUAGUCUGUUGUGUUGUGUGUUAGUUUUUGCUGUUACACUGAAGACCAAAUCCAUGUAUGAUUUAUCUAUUUAUUUAACCUUUAUUCAACCAGGCUAGUCCCAUUGAGAUUAAAGAUCUCUCCUUCAAGGGGGACCUGGCCAAGAAUGGCAGCAAUGCCUAUAUAAUUUAAAGUAAA